AAACAUCUGUGGACAACAUAACAUUUGAUUCGGAAUUUGAAUGGUCAGGUCGAGGCGAAGCAGGCAGUAAUUCUCCGCUCCCUCUCCUUCUCCUCCUUCACGGCAAAACCUUAAACCCUACUCAGUGUCUAUUUCUCUCUCUAUCACUUCAUUCAAUCCCAAACCCUAUAUUUAACAAUCAUGCCAAAAAAAAAUUUCCCCCCAGUGACCAAAAGGUCCAAAAUCCAUUAGCCUAUUUCUCUCUCUUGUCUCUCUCUCUCUCUCUCUCUCAAUGUUAACUACUAUUUCAAGGAUGAAGUCUCUUGUAUCUCCACCAUUUUCACCCAUUUUCAAGGCCACACCUUCUUCCCUCUUCUUCUCUUUACCCUCUAAUUUCAAAUUUCUCUCAUUUCCCACUUCUCUCACAAGUUCAAUUUCUCUCUCCCUUAAUCCUCCUCCUAUGCUGUCAACUUUUCCAAUUCAAAAUCGAUGUCUUCACUCCAAUUCCUCUCCCUCUUUUUCUUCCUCCUCCGGAGAGAUUCACGUUAUAGUUGGCCCCAUGUUCGCUGGAAAAACCACCACGCUUCUCCGUCGCAUCCAGUCUGAAAGCGGCAAUGGCAGAAAUGUAGCAGUUAUAAAAUCAAACAGGGAUACAAGAUAUGGUUUGGAUUCAAUAGUGACACAUGAUGGAGUGAAACUGCCAUGUGUGGCACUGCCUAAUUUGUCAUCAUUUAGACAAAAAUUUGGCACUGAUGCAUAUGAACAGCUGGAUGUGAUUGGUAUUGAUGAAGCACAAUUUUUUGAAGACCUAUACGAUUUUUGUCGUGAAGCUGCUGAUCAUGAUGGGAAAACUCUAAUAGUUGCUGGUCUGGAUGGUGACUAUUUGAGGAGGAGUUUUGGUUCCGUCCUUGAUAUAAUUCCCCUAGCUGAUUCUGUAACUAAGUUGACUGCACGGUGUGAACUUUGUGGAAAACGGGCCAUCUUUACCUUGAGAAAGACACAGGAGACACGGAUAGAACUUAUUGGUGGGGCUGAUGUGUACAUGCCUGUAUGUCGACAGCAUUAUGUCAGUGGACAAGUAGUUGUUGAAGCUGCAAGAAUUUUACUAGAAUCUCAGAAGGCUGAAUGUGGCUCUCACAUGUUUGUACCAGAUUCUUCUUACUAGGAUACAUCGAUGGUAUUAUGUUGUUGGACAUUGCAGCAUGCUAACGAUGAAACAUCAGAUGUUGAUAAAGAUGUAUGUUGCGCAUAUGUACCAUGUUAGGAUUUCUUGCUUAUUGCUUUCUGACAUAUAUAAAAGAGGGAAAAUCAGAGAGCAUCAUCUGUAGAUUUCAAACAAUUGAAUUUAAACCAUGAUCACUCUUACUGCUC
Messenger RNA from Hevea brasiliensis (rubber tree), 1350 nucleotides. RefSeq names its product thymidine kinase a. NCBI's taxonomy places the organism in Eukaryota, Viridiplantae, Streptophyta, Magnoliopsida, Malpighiales, Euphorbiaceae. The transcript is spliced from 4 exons. The record is from RefSeq and is a predicted model, not a curated record. Bases 272 to 1144 code for a protein of 290 amino acids. Gene Ontology annotation, biological process: thymidine metabolic process. Gene Ontology annotation, molecular function: ATP binding; thymidine kinase activity.